Molecule: messenger RNA, 623 nt
Organism: Tarenaya hassleriana
Lineage: Eukaryota; Viridiplantae; Streptophyta; Magnoliopsida; Brassicales; Cleomaceae
Product: cytochrome c
Exons: 3
Coding region: 92-430 (112 amino acids)
Biological process (GO): mitochondrial electron transport, cytochrome c to oxygen; mitochondrial electron transport, ubiquinol to cytochrome c
Cellular component (GO): mitochondrial intermembrane space
Molecular function (GO): heme binding; electron transfer activity
Source: RefSeq, a predicted model, not a curated record
CCCCCUCUUCUAACACGCAUUCCUCGGGAGCCAUCUAUCAAAUCUCUUUCUCUAUCUAUCUCGCGUUUGUUCUGUCGGGGAGGAAGAAAAAAUGGCGUCGUUCGACGAAGCACCACCUGGGAACUCUAAGGCAGGAGAGAAGAUCUUCAGGACCAAGUGUGCGCAGUGCCACACCGUUGACAAAGGUGCCGGUCACAAGCAAGGUCCGAACUUGAACGGGUUGUUCGGAAGGCAAUCUGGGACAACUCCUGGAUAUUCCUACUCCGCGGCUAACAAGAACAUGGCUGUGAUGUGGGAGGAGAAGACUCUGUACGAUUACCUGUUGAACCCCAAGAAGUACAUUCCCGGGACGAAAAUGGUGUUCCCUGGACUGAAGAAACCGCAAGAACGUGCUGAUCUCAUCGCCUAUUUGAAGGAAGCCACCGCUUAAUUUGGAGUUUUUGGGAAAUGUCCCCUUAGCUUUUGCAUUCCGACAAUGGAGUCUAUUAUUCUCCGCAAUUCUUUAGCCAAUAAAAUAAAUGAAGACUGUGUUGGGUCAUGAAACCGAGUUUUGUAUCGUAUGGGCAUAUUUCUGAUUUUUCUCCAAAGAGGAGAGUGUUUUCACUGUCAUUUCAUUUGCUUCA